Lampris incognitus (smalleye Pacific opah) is the source of this 3044-nucleotide messenger RNA. Its product is annotated as tumor necrosis factor alpha-induced protein 2-like. Gene Ontology annotation, cellular component: exocyst. Bases 69 to 1991 code for a protein of 640 amino acids. Gene Ontology annotation, molecular function: SNARE binding. The transcript is spliced from 12 exons. Lineage: Eukaryota; Metazoa; Chordata; Actinopteri; Lampriformes; Lampridae. Gene Ontology annotation, biological process: exocyst localization; exocytosis. The record is from RefSeq and is a predicted model, not a curated record.
CUUUAAAUACCAACUCUGCAGCUCCGCUGUGGUAAAGCAAGAGGCUGCCAGUGUGGAAGCAGGGACAGAUGCGGACCCGGAGCGGCUCCUCGAGGACGACCGACACGUUGGGCUCUACGGCGGAGUCCGAUGGAAAGCCAAACGGGGGUAGGCGGUUUAAUCUAAAACUCCCGAAGUUGAGGGGAAACGCCAAAGGAAACACCAGCGCCCCUGAUGUCCCCCAUGCCUCUGCAGGCUUUGACCCCGUCGGUGCGGAGAUCACGUUUGAAGAGAACAUGGCGCGUGGGCGCCUGUCUGAAGCAAGCCGGCAGCUGAUCGUCACGGAGGAGCGGCUCUGCGGGGAGGGAAGCCAGACGGAUGCGUUUAAAUCCUGGGACGACGAGAGAAACCGGCUCGCUAAAGACCGCGAAGCCCUCGCCUGCCAGAUAGAGCGGGCUUUGAAAGCCUCCCUCGACUCGGGCAGCGAAAAGGUGGAGCUGCUGAGGUCCGCCGUAGACGCCAUGUGUCAGGAGGAGGCGGCGGACGGGCGAUGGGCGAACAGGAGCCGGCAGCCUCCGGCCUGGAGGCCCAGCCGCUGGAGGGAGCGCCACAACGUAGUCCUCCGCGACCUGGUGGAAGAGCGGAUGGAGAGUGUAGCGCCUCCCAAACCCCGGGCGGAUCAGUCUUGCAUGCAGCAAGACUUGUGCGAGUUGGGCAAAAGGGUGAAGGAGGAUCUGCGGAGGGUGGUGCAGGAGGUGAAGGGUUGCUAUCCACCGGAGUUUGAUAUCUGCAAGCUUUACGCCGUCUUCUACCACCAGGCCUUCGGCGCCAGGCUGAAGACGAUCGCAGACUUUAUGCUGGACGAUAAAGACUCCACGUGUCUUCUGCGUUGGGCGACGGUCCACUAUCGAAACAUACUGGAAAGCGGGGAACUGGUCAAUGACAUCAGCUCUGAAGAGCUGGGAGAUCUGUUACCUGAGGAAAUGCUUGAAGUCUUGGAGGAACAGUAUCUAACCAAAACACAGGUGGCUUUGCAGACUUGCAUUACCAAGGUCCUGGAGGAGGAAGAAAAAGUAUGGCAGACUGGAAAGGAGCCUGAGAAGCAGGAUGGCAUUUUCAUCAGUCCCUUGGCCAUCGAUGUCAUUCAGUUCAUCAAUGGCGCUGUGCAGGCAGCUGAAAUUGUUUUGAGAGGCAAGUGCAAGGCCGAGCCACUGACAUGUCUGCUGAAAGAGUUCCUACAAAGCUUCCAGAAGUACCAGGACAAUGUGCUGAAAAGAAGCUCCGCAAACAGCAAGUCGGUGGUGAUGGCAAACCUCAUCUGUGUGGAACAGUUCAGGGAGUACAUAAGUAAGAAGCCAGAGCUCUUCUCAAAAGACGUGGAGGAGAGCUGUUUGUCAGUCUUAACGGCCAUGAAGAAACUUGGACAUGCAUAUUUAUUAAACCCCAUACACAAGGAAAUGAAGCCACAGUACAAAUCCCUGGGAACAAAGAACUGGCUGGAGAACCGCUUGUUGUUUAAGAAGGUGCUAGACAGUGUUGAAGGACACAUUCAGGAUCUCCGGGGACUGACCCCUCCCUGUCACCAGGAGCUGAUGGGCCAGCUGCAUUUGGAUGUGACAGUGGAGUAUGUCAAGAGGCUUCUGAAACGGAACGUCAAGCUGAAGAACAAGGACAUACAGCGGCAGGGGUCUGAGGCCGUGUCUGAGGACGGACAAAGACUCCACGAUUUGUUCGCCAGAGAGGGUUCGAAGGACGACUGGUUGAACUACAUCCUGCCCAAGAUUGCCGAGUUACUGAGACUCCAAGACCUUUCUGCCAUGCAGAUGGAAGUCGCAGUUAUGGGGGCAGAGUAUCCUGACCUGAGCACGAAGCAUGUCUCAGCUCUGCUCAAGCUCAAGAGCAACAUGAGCAAGGCUGAUAGGAAAAAAGUGAAAGAAGCCCUCCUGGAUGGCGUGACUGGGAACAGCCGCCCAGCUGCAAGGCCAUUUUUCUCUAACGUGCUGCUGAAAUGAAAGUUGUUAUUAAUUGUCUGCAUGCAGCCUUCACCGGUGACUGAUACUCUGCUGUAAAUGUUAAUGUUUUUUUAUUCAUCAAAAAGAUCAUUAUUUUUCACCUGUCGAUAGUGUAUUAUGUUGUAAAUUUUAAACUUGAGAGUGGUUAAUAUACAUUUUUGAAAAUUGUAUAAAAUAGUCAAUUUACGUGCAUUACAUUUACAUUAGAUGGAAUACAUAUGCAUGAAUGAGAGGGAGGACAGUGGAAUGGUGAGGAUGCAAGGAGUAGAGAUGAGUGGCGAAGGCAUAUGAGUUUAAAUACUUGGGGUCAACUGUCCAAAGUAAAGGGGGGGGCAGAAGAGAGGGGAAGAAAAGAGGUCACGCAGGGUGGAGUGGGUGGAGAAGAGUGUCAGGAGUGAUUUGUGACAGAAGGGUACCAGCAAGAGUUAAAGAGAAGGUUUACAAGAUGGUUGUGAGACCAGCUAUGUUAUAUGGUUUGGAGACAGUGGCACUGAUGAAAAGACAGACGGCAGAGCUGGCAGCAGAAGAUUUUCAUUGGGAGUAACGAAGAAGGACAGGGUUAGGAGAGGGACCUCUCAGGUUGGACGGUUUGGAGAGGCAAGAUUGAGAUGGCUUGGACAUGUGUGGAGAAGAGAUGCUGGGUAUAUUGGGAGAAGGAUGCUGAAUAUGGAGCUGCCAGGGAAGAGGAAAAGAGGAAGGCCAAAGAGGAGGUGUAUGGAUGUGGUGAGGGAGGACAUGCAGGUGGCUGGUGUGACAGAGGGCGAUGCAGAGGACAGGAAGAGAUGUGAAUGGAUGAGCCGCUGUGGCGACCCCUUACGGGAGCAGCCGAAAGUAGGAGUAGUAGUAGUUUUAUACAUCAAAAAGCUCAUUAUUUUUCACCUGUCGAUUUUGUUAUGUUGUAAAUUUUAAACUUGAGAAUAGUGAAUAUAUAUUUUUGAAAAUUGUGUCAAAUAUUAGUCAUUUUAAGAUAUAUGUCAAUCAAUCAAUCGAUAGCUGAUGAUUGCUUAUGGCAUGAAGCAGGCCUGUACUUUUCUAUUAAAGCAUUUACUUGAA